AUGAAGGAACCUCCUAGAGUUGAUGGUAGAUAUCUAGUGGUAUUCUCCAUUCAAAAUGAUGAAGAACAGUCUUUCAGCCUGCCUACACACCGGCAAAUGAAAGAAGACAAUGAUCUAUCUGCUGCUAUCAUCUUUCAAGGAGAUCCACCUAUGGCAGAGCAUGCGUUGGCCCCGGAUGAUGACUGUUUGAGUUCAGAUACUCUGAUUCCGGGAGGUGAUCUAAGCCAGCAGCCAAAAGCUGAUAUGGGCAAGGCUACCACCAUCCAUAAGAAGAUGACAGCCUGUAAAGAGGUUAUACAGCUCCUCGCCAUACAAGGAACUGAUGAUCGAUCAAGUGGCAAAAGAAGCGAAGAUGGUUUGGGCGAUCAUCUCAGCUCUGCAACUGGCCUAAGAAAGAUGCAAAAGCCAAUUCCUAAAGAACUUGCAUCCGACGGCUCGGAAUCCAACAUCUUCAUCAACUUUGCGGUAACGGCCGGUGGAGCUUUAUUCGAAGUGGAGGUGGUCAUUGUGACUGAAGCAUCAUGUGUAAUCCCACUCCAGGAUGACAUUGGUUGGUACGAUGCUCAAAAGAGUGAACGGCCCAACGCUGUCGAGGCCGUCAAAAGCUGCGGAGACCACAGAGAUUUUGGGCUACAUUCAUUCGAUGUAUAUGAUGGUUUUCUUCCUACACUGAAGAACCUAACUGUAGACGCAAUCCCCAAUCAGAUUCAACCUGACAGUUCUAUGUUCAAGAUUGCCUCUCUGCUGGUCGACUCCGAAGUUGGUCAGCCUGAUGCAAGCCAGUUAGCGGUUAAACCCUUAUCGUUGUGGAGAAAAAUUGGGCUAUUCGGGGGAGCCGGAGUGGGUAAAAGUCUCAUCAUGGAAUUGAUCAAUAACAUUGUCAAAGCCCAUGGAGGUGUAUCUGUAUCUGGCGGAGUACGAGAACAGGGAAAUGAUCUUUACAUGGAAAUGAAAGAAUCCGGAGUAAUUAAUCAACAAAAUAUUGCAGAAUCAAAAGUCGCUCUAGUCUAUGGUCAGAUGAAUGAACCGCCAAGAGCUCGUAUGAGAGUUGGUUUAACUGCCCUAACAAUGGAGGAAUAUUUUCGUGAUGUUAAUGUACUUCUAUUUAUUGACAAUAUCUCUCGCUUCGCUCAAGCAGGAUCAAAAGUCUCUGCCUUGUUAGGCAGAAUGCCUUCUGCUGUGGGUUAUCAACCUACCCUUAAUACAGAAAUGGGUUCUUUGCAAGAAAUAAUUACUUCUACUAAAGAACGAUCCAUAACUUCUAGUCAAGCAGUUUAUGUACCUGCAGACGAUUUGACCGACCCUGCACCUGCCACGACAUUUGCACAUUUAGAUGGUACUACUGUACUAUCAAGAGGAUUAGCUGCCAAAGGUAUCUAUUCAGCAGUAGAUCAUUUAGAUUCAACGUCAACUAUGCUCCAACCUCGGAUCGUUGGUGAGGAACAUUACGAAACUGCACAAAGAGUUAAGCAAACUUUACAACGUUGCAAAGAACUUCAAGACAUUAUAACUAUUCUUGGACCAGAUGAAUUAUCCGAAGAGGAUCAUUUAAUUGUAGCAAGAGCACGAAAAAUUGAGCGUUUCUCCUUCUUCAUAGCAGAGGUAUUUACUGGUUCUCCACGAAAAUAUGUUAGGGAGUUGAAAUUUAUCCUUUCCGGAGAAUUAGAUGGUCUUCCCAAACAAGCUUUUUAUCUGGUAGGUAACAUCGAUGAAGCUACGCAAAGGCUAUUAACUUAGAAGUAGAGAGAAAAUUAAAAAAAUGACCCUAAAUCUUUGUAUACUGACUCUUAAUAGAAUCAUUUGGGAUUCAGAAGUGAAAGAAAUUCUUUUAUCCACUAAUAGUGGCCAAAUUGGUGUAUUAUCAAACCACACGCCUAUUACAACAGCUGUAGAUAUAGGUAUUCCAAAAAGAUGCCUAAGCAGCUAUGAAUGGUGUCGAUUUCCUUGGGUGUAGGACGGAGUCACCCUUCCUUCAAAAAUAAAGUAGUAGUAGUAGGGUAAAUUUUCUUAUAUUAUAAUAGAGCCAUAGCCAUUGCUCGGGCUGCUUCAAAGGUAAAGAUAAUAGCUGACCGGCUUACCGACGGACUGGAACUCCACAUAUAUCUCAAAAGACCAAAAGAUAAAUCCAAAAGUCCUAAUCUUUUUGGAUUUCUAUUUCCUUCAUGAAACUUC
This is a messenger RNA of Amborella trichopoda, 2172 nucleotides long. The record is from RefSeq and is a predicted model, not a curated record. Lineage: Eukaryota; Viridiplantae; Streptophyta; Magnoliopsida; Amborellales; Amborellaceae.